AUGCGAUUACUGGCCAACUGCCACAUUGUCCGCAGAUGCAUGUGUCUGGCCCAACUCCUCCUCUUCCUCCUGUUUCAGCGUGAAGAAGUGGCCAAUGUCACGAAGUUUUUAAAAUUUUAUUUUAUGUCCCAGCUAAGUGGAAUAUUUGCCGUUGUCUCUCUCGUUCAGGUGUCUUCAACGCAAGAAGAAUCUGAGGGCCUGAGGAGAAGAAUGCAUCCUUCCCUGAAUCGUCGAGAAGGUGUAAGCAACAAAUGGGGUCUUAUUGGAUACCAGUUAAAUUUGGUGGAGUUUAGGGUGAUAUGUAGUCUUCUGUGGUUUUCACACGCGGCAGCGACAGAGAUGGGGACAAUUGCCUGA
Messenger RNA from Trypanosoma conorhini, 357 nucleotides. RefSeq lists its product as uncharacterized. The transcript has a single exon. NCBI's taxonomy places the organism in Eukaryota, Euglenozoa, Kinetoplastea, Trypanosomatida, Trypanosomatidae. Bases 1 to 357 code for a protein of 118 amino acids. The record is from RefSeq and is a predicted model, not a curated record.